Messenger RNA from Nycticebus coucang (slow loris), 4222 nucleotides. RefSeq names its product oxidative stress induced growth inhibitor family member 2 (gene OSGIN2). The transcript has 6 exons. NCBI's taxonomy places the organism in Eukaryota, Metazoa, Chordata, Mammalia, Primates, Lorisidae. The coding region runs from base 1562 to 3268 and encodes 568 amino acids. The record is from RefSeq and is a predicted model, not a curated record.
UAGCCUAUUAGUGCCCCACAAUUGUGGCCUCCUUAUGAGCCCUACCUCUAAUAGUUACUAUGAGGGUUAGGACUACAACAUAUGAAUUUUGUGUGGGUCACAGUUCAGUUCAUAGCACAUACUUUCCAGAAUUUUGCUAUUAUAAAAUAUAAAAAUAUUUCAUAAUAUUAUUGAUAAUCAAGAAAACGAACAUUUAUUUGGAGAUUAAUGAGUCAAGCACUGUGGUACUUUGUGUUUUCUUGUUUUAUCCUCACAAACAAUGAAAUUCUAUUAUCUGCAUUUUAUAGAUGAGAUGCUAAGUAACGUGCCCACGAUCACACAGGUAGCAUAGUAAAGAUUCCAAUCCAGACAAUCACCUUAGCCACUAUAUUGCAAUUUAAUGUAUAAAAUAUCGGUACAUUAUAUAUCAGUAGAAAGAGUUGUCCAUUAAGUAUUCUACCACCAGAUGAUACUGGAGACCCAGAAGGUACCAUAAACUGGCAUGUUUCCAUGUGAGAUGAGCCCCCCCCCCCAAUAUAUUAUACUAUGGUGGGCAAUGAGAGGAAGAGUGAGCUCCCAUCAUGCAGGCAUUGCACUCUCAACAACAGCAGCUGAAUCUGUUUCCCUACAACCUUGCCAACUCUGGGUUUUAUAUUUAAGAGGUCACUCACAACUUCAAAAUACAAAUGUGAAAAUACUGUUAUGUCUCAUUUACUAUAAGAAAAAUCCUCUAUGUAGUCACUGUAGCCUAGUUUAGUCACAACUCAUUAUCAAGAUUAAGCCGUGACAGCAAGUUGACAAGGUUAAAUGCAAACCAGAUUAAGUGAUGACACUUUGAUCUUAAAAUACUGCAAGAAAAAAAAAAAACCAUAAAGGAAAAACUUACACAAAGUACUUAGAAACAUUCUGAUGGUGUCAGAUAUGAUUUACAUCCUAUGGAUUGGACUGGUGUAACUUGCAGGAAAUAGGUCCUUCGAAAAUAUAAUGGUAUAAAUACUAAAGGAAAAGUAAUUACAUGCUUCACUUUCAGAACUACUGUUAAUGUGAAAUGAAUGUGUCAAACUGUCAAAAGUUCAAAAAGGAGAAAAACAUAAUUUGCUUUUCCAAAAAAGGUAAAUAUAUUCUUAGAUUGCUUAGUUCUAGAAACAGGCUGAGUAGUACUAUGUUGUUCUUUUAAGUUUCCCAGAAUCUGAAAUACCUGUUAACCGCAAGUUUGUUCAAUGACAGCAUUCGGCAAAACUUAAAAGAACAUUUAAACUACAUUUUAAAAUAUAAACUCAAGCAUCUUAUAGUUUAACCGCGAAAAUAAUCAGGACGGGGAGGGGGGAGACAUCUCCGAGGAACGGUAGAUGCAAUCAAUCCCUCCUAGUUUUUGUCCCUCACUCCUUUAAAUUUUGACAAACACCUAACAGGGGCACUCUCUAUUUUCUAACUCGUAAUUGCAUCACAAUCGCCUGGAGGGACUUGAAAAGCAGCUCGCGUUCCAGCCCUUCCCAUGCUCCCUACCGACCCGGUAGGUCUUGGGGCGGGCCUGAGCACUUGGAUUUUUAACCAGCGAUGCUGGUAAUUGUCACACUCGUGGAUGUUCGAGAGCCACUUACUUAAAGGAGCUGACCCUUCCAGGAAGCCGGACUUCCAUAACAGAAUCUUCCCGGGCGAGGCCCGGGCACCUGCGGUGAGAAACUACAGUGACAGUGAAACUGAAGGAGAGAUUUUUAAUUCCUUAGUGCAAUAUUUUGGUGAUAAUUUGGGGCAAAAAGUUAAAACUAUGCCAUUAGUUGAAGAAACGUCUUUACUUGAAGAUUCAUCAGUGACUUUGCCUGUGGUAAUAAUAGGAAAUGGACCCUCAGGAAUAUGCCUUUCUUAUAUGUUAUCAGGCUACAGACCAUAUUUAUCAUCAGAAGCAAUACACCCAAAUACAAUCUUACAUAAUAAAUUAGAAGAAGCAAGACAUCUUUCCAUUGUUGAUCAGGAUUUAGAAUACUUGUCUGAGGGCCUUGAGGGCCGAUCAUCCAAUCCAGUUGCAGUACUUUUUGAUACACUUCUUCAUCCAGAUGCUGACUUUGGGUAUGAUUAUCCAUCUGUUCUGCACUGGAAAUUAGAACAACAUCAUUAUAUCCCUCACUUAGUUCUUGGUAAAGGUCCACCUGGUGGGGCUUGGCAUAAUAUGGAAGGCUCCAUGUUGACGAUCAGCUUUGGAAGUUGGAUGGAGUUACCUGGUCUUAAAUUUAAAGAUUGGAUGUCAAGCAAACGAAGGAACCUGAAAGGGGAUCGAGUUAUGCCAGAAGAAAUAGCUCGCUACUAUAAACAUUAUGUGAAAGUCAUGGGUCUUCAGAAAAAUUUCAGAGAUAAUACUUAUAUAACCUCUGUAUCAAGACUUUACAGAGAUCAAGACGACGAUGACAGUCAAGACAGAGAUAUUUCAACAAAUCAUUUACAGAUAGAGGAGACAAAAUUUAUCAAGAGAAACUGGGAAAUCAGGGGUUAUCAGCGAGUAGCAGAUGGUUCUCAUGUUCCCUUCUGUCUCUUUGCUGAGAAUGUAGCUCUGGCAACUGGAACAUUGGAUUCUCCUGCUCAUCUGGAAAUUGAAGGGGAAGGUUUUCCAUUUGUGUUUCAUUCAAUGCCUGAAUUUGGAGCUGCUAUAAGCAAAGGAAAGUUGCGUGGCAAAUUGGACCCAGUGUUAGUUGUAGGUUCUGGGCUCACUGCGGCUGACGCAGUACUCUGUGCUUACAACAAUAAUAUCCCUGUGAUACAUGUAUUUCGCAGACGAGUAACCGAUCCAAGCUUAAUUUUCAAGCAGCUUCCCAAAAAGCUUUAUCCAGAAUACCAUAAAGUCUAUCAUAUGAUGUGUACUCGGUCAUAUUCUGUAAACUCAAAUCUUUCAUCUGAUUAUACCAGUUUUCCUGAGCACCAUGUGCUUUCCUUUAAGUCGGACAUGAAAUGCGUUCUUCAAAGCAUCUCUGGAUUGAAGAAAAUAUUUAAACUUUCUGCUGCGGUAGUGUUGAUAGGUUCUCAUCCUAAUCUGUCUUUUCUGAAGGAACAAGGAUGUUACCUAGGCCAUAAAUCAAGUCAGCCAGUCACAUGUAAGGGUAAUCCUGUGGAAAUAGAUACAUAUACCUAUGAGUGUGUUAAAGAAGCCAACCUUUUUGCAUUGGGUCCUUUGGUUGGAGACAAUUUUGUUCGAUUUUUAAAGGGAGGGGCACUGGGUGUUACACGCUGUUUAACUACAAGACAGAAGAAAAAGCAGCAUUUAUUUGUUGAAAGAGGAGGAGGAGAUGGGAUAGCGUAAAGCAAGUUUAGAAGAAAUUUAAGUGGACAGUUUACCAUUAAAGAUUUUUAAUAGUGAUUUUGCAGUGUACUGGCUUGAAUUUUUAGACUUGACUGGAGGAGAGCUUCAAGCUACAGUAACUUCCUUUUUUUUAAGUUACCAGAACUUGGUGUUCUGAUUUAUAUUGUAAUUUAUCAAAGGUGUCACUGUCAGACAAGUAGAAACACUGCCUAACUUGGUAUACUUUAAACUUUCCUAAACUAAACCAUUAUUUUCUUCCAAGACUUAUUUUUUGUGAUUAUUUUGGUUAUUUCUUAUGUGUGAUUACAAAAUAUUACAGCCUUGAAUCUAUAAAACCACAGUCAUUAGGCCAGAAGUUAUCACUAAAUAAAUAGUGGGUCACCUUGCUGCUUAAAGGGUGAUCCAAAGACUGUUCAGCAUGAGCUUCAUCUGUAGCUUGUUAGAAAUGUAGACUCUCAGGCCCCACAACAUACUUAGUCAAAAACUGCAUCUUAACAAGAUCCCCAAGGGAUAUGUGUGCUCAUAAAAGUUUGAGACACAUUGGUCUAAAUCAGUAGUUCUCAACCUUCCUAAUGCCACGACCCUUUAAUACAGUUCCUAUGGGUCCUGACCCAUAGGUUGAGAACCGCUGGUCUAAAUGAAUAUGGGAUGAAAGGUGUGUAUACUGGGAUUGGGGUGGGGGUGUGAGGCAAUUACAGCUCAGGUUUUAUUUAUUUUGAAAUUAUCACUUGUAUAAAUCUAAUUUAUUAAAAAUACGGUCUUUUAAAAAUAUUUUUAUUGUUGAAAUCUUGACAGGUACUUCAUAUUCUAAUAAUUUAAAUAAUCUAAUAAUGUUGGUAAACACUUUGACAUCCAAAAUCCCACGAAGUAUUUUUCAGAGAUUUAUUCUCUGCUUAACCACCAUAACAUUUAAUUAAUCUGAUUCGCAGUUCAAUAAAUUGUGAAUGGAAUUAC